Molecule: messenger RNA, 429 nt
Organism: Ceratosolen solmsi marchali
Lineage: Eukaryota; Metazoa; Arthropoda; Insecta; Hymenoptera; Agaonidae
Gene: ND-B15
Product: NADH dehydrogenase (ubiquinone) B15 subunit
Exons: 3
Coding region: 25-387 (120 amino acids)
Cellular component (GO): mitochondrion
Source: RefSeq, a predicted model, not a curated record
AUAUUGUUUUAUAUUUAUGUAAUUAUGAAGGAAUAUAUUAAAUUAAAAAAAAUUUAUGAUUUAACUGCUGAUCAAAAAGUGAUUACCGAUUAUAAAGCAGAAAGACGUUUAAUACUUCGUAAUAAAUACUUAAAGGAAAUUCAUAAUCCUAAUUCCAUGCAAAAAGGACAUAUUUUUGAUGAACAAUUACAUCAGCAUUAUAUGACAAUUCCUAAAAUGGAAAAAUGCUUUAAGCCAAAUAUUAAAAACUUAAUUUGGUGUUUUACUAUGACUAUUACAUGCGCUACUUUACUUGCAUCAUAUUUGAAAAAGUAUAGGGAUGAAAAAGAAUAUAGAUUACGAAGUGGACAAGUAAGUUAUCGAGAUAGAGAUAUAAAAUUUGUAUAAAGAAAAAAUUGACUUGAAUAAAAAUAGAUAAUAUAUAAAUAC